AUGAGUAAAUUUGAUCAUCAAGAUAACCAGCCAAUUUCGAAUGAUGAAUUCAAUAAGAAGGUAAAUGCUACAAUUAAUUUAUACAAAUUUUCUGUUUCUCUAAACGAAUCGACGAAACCAAAUUCUGAAGAAAGUUCCUUGAAUAAACAGAAAAGAACGGACGUUGAAUCCUUUACGUCGAUAGAUAGUCCUGUCUACAUGAUGACACACAAAAAGCGCAGCAAAUGUGUGGUAUUCGUUCACGAAAAGUUGGAACAAAAAUUAUGCGAUCCAAUAAAAUGGAACCGUGAUGAAGCUAUGAUAAGCAAAACCUUUUCAGCUCUUUGGUUUCGAAAUUGUGAUUAUAAGGAUUUGAAUUCAGUUGAAAUUACAGAUAUCACUGAGGAAUUAAAAUAUGAAGAUCACAGUGAUUCUGAUUGCAUUUGCAUCUUUAUUUUAACUUAUGGUAAGAAAAAUGGUUGGAUAUAUAGUUUCGAUGGAUUCACUGCGGAUACUUGGCCGUUUUAUCAGCCUCAUAAUCAUUGUGAAAAUAAAAUUACUGGUAGUAAUAUAUAG
This is a messenger RNA of Apis florea (little honeybee), 555 nucleotides long. RefSeq lists its product as uncharacterized. The record is from RefSeq and is a predicted model, not a curated record. NCBI's taxonomy places the organism in Eukaryota, Metazoa, Arthropoda, Insecta, Hymenoptera, Apidae.